Molecule: messenger RNA, 567 nt
Organism: Aspergillus thermomutatus
Lineage: Eukaryota; Fungi; Ascomycota; Eurotiomycetes; Eurotiales; Aspergillaceae
Product: cupin domain-containing protein
Exons: 1
Coding region: 1-567 (188 amino acids)
Source: RefSeq, a predicted model, not a curated record
AUGUCUACCAACUCAGGCCAAGUCUCCCCCCUCAGCGGGGUAACCCGCUACAUCACCACCCACGACUCCUCCGGCAAAGCCAUCAUCCACUCGGAGCAGCCCCUCAAAUGGGGCGCCUAUCAAGGCGGCGCGCUAGGCAUGGGGGUCGCCUACACUACGUCCGAGUUCCCCGCCAACCUCAACAACGACGCCGACAUCAAAACUCACGAGAAUCUCAUGCAGAGCAACUCCCUGGGCUUGGUCAACCCAAACGGGACGACGUGUCGGUUCGUCGAUUUCGGUCCCGGUGGAGAGCCGUUCAUGCAUCGCACGCAGAGCCUGGAUUACGGGAUUGUCCUGCAGGGGGAGAUUGAGAUGAUUCUGGAUUCGGGGGAGAAGAGGGUGCUGAAGGCGGGGGAUAUUGCUGUGCAGCGGGGGACGAUGCAUGCGUGGAGGAAUCCGAAUGCGACGGAGUGGACAAGGAUGGUCUUUGUGCUGCAGGAUUGUCAGGAGGUGAAGAUUGGGGGGGCUGUGCUUGGGGAGGAUCUGGGGGGGUCGGAGCAUCAGGAUAUCAAGCCUAGUCGGUGA